Molecule: messenger RNA, 3638 nt
Organism: Geodia barretti
Lineage: Eukaryota; Metazoa; Porifera; Demospongiae; Tetractinellida; Geodiidae
Source: the annotation of a GenBank genome assembly
CUCCCUCUCUCUCUCUCUCUCUUUCCCAACCGAUAUAUAAUGGAGGGUAGGUUGGGGGUAAUCAAGGAGGCUAACGAGACCCACUUUCUGAGAGCGCAGAGGUGGGCCCGAAAUGAUGGGCAGCUAGCUCUUGGAUUUCUCUAUUUAUUCACCUUACCUUCCUCUCCUCCCUUAAUCCUUCUUCCCUAUCCUUCCCCUGUGUUGAGCACCAUCUGUUGAGGUCAAACGUACAUACCAGAUAGUAAAAACUUUCGAUCAGGCCAUGCGUUACUUUCACUCUAUCUUCUUCCUCCACUCACAGUACAUUAUAGCAUUGGUGGUUAUCAUCAUUCUGGAGUUUGUGGCUGCCAUUCUGGCUUUCGUGUUUGUGGACACCAUCAGCGAUGAAAUAAGGGAGAGAAUGGAAGACGCGGUCACUGACUAUCGUUUCAACGACACAUCUGAAGGCUACGAUGAAGACGUCAACAGUGCCGUGGACAACGUCCAAGAUACAUUCGAUUGUUGUGGAGUGGACAAUGCGACAGACUGGCAGCGUCUAAACCCGACGGUGUUCCGUCUCAACGAGAACGCGCCGCCACCGUCCUGUAUCUGCUCCGAUGAAGACGGAUGUAUAAGCUACGGAACGUUCAGAGCCUGGGAAGAUGGAUGUGCCCAGAAACUGGAAGACAAUUUGGAAGCAGUUGGCAUUGCAGUGGGUGUUAUCUCCAUUGUCUUUGUCGUUAUGCGAGGCGUGUGCUCUCGCUCUUCUAUGCGAAACCUUGCCAGACAACAAGAAGGCGAUGGCUGUACGAGUGGGUUUAUGAGUGUGGACAGAAUGGACGACUUGCUGGACAAUGAUGGCAGUUUGAUCCCUAGUGAGAACUAUCAGGGAAUAUUCCAGAAGUCGUUCACGUGCAGUGGCAGUAUUGAGGGCUGGGUGUUUGGAGCUCAGUGGGAGAGGAUGACAGAGAGUUUACUGAGCUACAGAUAUGGAGACCUACUGGGGAUCCAGGAGCCUACACUAAAUCAGCUGAGAUUGCGAUUUGAAGAUGGUGGACAAAGGAAAAAUCAAACUGGCUAUUUCUACAUUGGUUCGAGCCCUGCCAGUAACCUCUACCUACCUUGGGGAACAAUGUCUACCAGAUAUCAAAUACUUGUUAAUGCCAUCACAAAUUCUACAGAUUGUGUGAGAGGUUUUGUGAGUGUGGAGAGAAUAAGGCUACUUCUGGGUGUGGAUGGCACCUAUGGCAUCGAAUACAACAGUCAACGUCAGCAGAUCUCACCAGAGAUAAAGAUCACGUGUAAUGGGUUGAUUACCAAAUGGAUCGUUGGAGCUGAUUGGACUUCUAGUGCUAGUGCAUACCUCUAUCCUGAGCUUCAAGUCUGGAGAAAUGUUGGAAGUGACACAUAUCGGAAAAUAAGCGGAACUUACGUCUUUUUUCCUUUUAAUAUGAGAGCUAAUAGAAUUUAUGAAUACACCAAAUUUGCACCAAUACCAGUUGAAUCAGGGGAUGUUAUGGGAAUAUUUACACCCUCAUACUCCCCUUCCAGACUUCGUCUCUCAUCUGAGAAUGACAACAGUAACAAUCCCAAAGUCUACUACCGUUCUACUGACAGUUCCGCCACAUCAUCUCCUUAUGAAGAGCUAGACAGACAGAACAAUGAGCCUUCACUGUCAACAGCAUCCUAUUACCCCCUCGUGUCCGUGGAAAUAGUGAGAGCCCCUACCCCAGUACCAAUGAUUACACCACCAUCAUCUUGUAUUGGAGAACUGAAAAUUGAACAUUCCGUAACGCUCUCCAGUUCUGUAGGAAUUCAACUGCCGAAAGCCACCACAAUGAAACCAACACCUACACAAUCAACGGGGGCAACAGGAAAUGGAGUGUUUAUAAGUGUAGGUGUGAGUGUUUCUUUGAUCAUUGUGCUUUUAGCUGGAGCCAUCAUCCUUACAUCCGUGAUAGUUUGUCUGAGACGAAGGAUGAGGAAGCCGCCAACCACAACUGAAAAUGUUGCCUAUGGCAUAACUCCAGCAGACGAUCAGUUGAAAGGCAAUGUUGAAUACGCCUCUACUACAGCCGUUGGAGAGGGGAAUACUGGUGCAAGGGACGAGAGCAAAAUCCCUGUGACUGAUAACUAUGCGUAUGGACUGGCUCUAGGAGCUGUGACCACGGGCAUAGGGAUAUGGGGUCUGGUGGUGGGUAAAGAGGGAGACUAUGAUGUCAUCACCGGAGACAAUACUAUUUCGGCGGCAGCUGUUCUACUCUCUGCCGGGGCUAUCACUCUUGUCAUAGCUGCCGUCGGGAUCUGUGGAGCCUGGGGCAUGUGGAGACCUGUGCUCAUCGUAUACACAGUUGCAGUGCUGCUGGUCAUAAUUCUAGAGAUCACAGCUGCUGUCCUCGCAUUUGUCUACAGAAACGACAUUACUAAGGAAUUGAGGACCAACAUGAAGAGUGCUAUUGAGGAUUAUCGGGUCGAUAAGGAUGACCCUGACUACCAGAAAGACACCAACAAUGCCGUCGAAAAUGUCCAAGACGUGUUCAAAUGCUGUGGUCUGGACGGGAGCACCGACUGGUUUGACCUCAAUCAGCAAGCAGUUACCAACAACAACGGAAUUCCUCCCGGCGGCUGCUCAUGUGAUCUCAGCAACAGCAAAUGUGCAAAGUUUUCCAUCGGUACCAGAAUCACCUACAAUGCCUGGAAAGACGGAUGCAUAGCACUGAUGGAGAAGAACGUUAGAGCUGUGAUGCUGGUGAUUGGAGUCAUUGGAAUCGCAUUUGCCGUUAUUGAGGUGUUUGGUCUGCUGACUCUAGCUGUGGGAGUGUGGGGAGUUGUGAUAGCAGUGGACGGCAAUUAUGAGGCGUUAACAGGGGGCAACCUCAUUUCGGGAGCCGUGCUGCUUCUCGUGGCUGGAGCGAUCACGGUUUUCGUGUCUAUCAUUGGCUUCUGCGGCGCUGUUGGAAUGUGGAGAUCUUUUCUUGUCAUCUAUGCAGUGGCAGUGAUCGUUAUUGUCAUCAUAGAAAUAGUUGGAGCCAUACUUGCCUUUGUCUUCACCGAAGAAGCCAAUGAUGAAAUACGUGACAACAUGAUAAGAGCCAUACGUAACUACCGGUUCAACGACAACAGCACCGACUACGACACAACCACCAACUCUGCAGUCGAGACUGCUCAAGGAUUUUUCGAAUGCUGCGGUGUUGACAACUACACUGAUUGGCUAACACUGAAUCCAGAGGCCAUCGUUGAGAACUCAGUCAUAAUCCCGGCCCGCUGUUUCUGCGAUCGCGACCAACCUAACUGCAAUGUCGGAGUUGAAAUUGACGUGGUGGUGAAUGGCACGAGCUACCCAAACACCAUCAAUGUGUGGGACAGGGGAUGUCAAACACUCCUGGAAGACUAUCUGGAAGGCUCUAGCCUCAUCAACGGUGUGAUUGGCAUCGUUAUCGCCAUCAUAGAGAUAUCGUUUGCCGUGCUAGCCUUCUGUCUGUGCGGUGCCGUCCACAAACACCAGAAGAACAACUACGCCUAGAAAAACACUUGUAUAUACAUUGGAAUUGCUAUCUUUCUUAUACACCAGCUAAAAAACCAUAUUAUAUAGCUCCCUUUACCCAUCUACAGACACAUUUUUGUAUGAAAUAUCGACUUUGAUACGUUUCAGUGCACGC